Molecule: messenger RNA, 696 nt
Organism: Momordica charantia (bitter melon)
Lineage: Eukaryota; Viridiplantae; Streptophyta; Magnoliopsida; Cucurbitales; Cucurbitaceae
Product: centrosomal protein
Source: RefSeq, a predicted model, not a curated record
UAUUGGGGAUAUAGGUUUUACCAGUCCCGCGUUCGUCUGCCAGGCUUGAUCAAGGCGAAGGAUGUCGUUUCUGUGGGAGAAGAGCGAGACGUGGAGAUGGGUAGUGAGGAAAACCAGGGAUUCGAAGCCCUUCUUCUUCGCAUUCGCCACCGUCUGCGGCGUCGUUCCCGGAGUUAUUGGCUACUGCGUCAUGCAAGCCACCAAUUCCCGCAACGAGCAACUCGAAGCCCGCCUCCGCCAGAAUGCUAGACCCGAAUCUCUCAUGAUGGGGCAAGUGAAUCGGGAGAGACUGGCAGAAUAUCUUGGCGAGCUGCAGAGGAAAGAGGACACAAACGAUCGCUACGUUGCUGCUCUGAAGGGAGAGACGUUGACAAGGAAGCCAUAUGUGAGAAUUCAACCAAUCCCAACCGAAGGCAACGAUGCUGCUGACAAGGAACAAAAGAUCAAGAAGGAAAAUAAAUAAGUGGGUAUGUGCUGGUGAGAUUUUGGAACGUGAUCUUGCUGUUUUUGGGUACAUCGUAAUGGUAUAAGUUCUGAAAACUUCAACUUUGUAUGGAAUUGGUAUGAUGUAACAACUAACUUUUCAGAAGCUUUGUUUGUUCCAAAUGCUUUAUGUUACCAGUACCACCACGAGUUAGUCCUACUCAUUGACAGGCUUUGUGAAGCUAAUGGAAAUUUUUAUCAAAUCUUGAUUUA